This is a messenger RNA of Trypanosoma rangeli, 2388 nucleotides long. Its product is annotated as putative ribonucleotide reductase large subunit RNR1. Gene Ontology annotation, cellular component: ribonucleoside-diphosphate reductase complex. The record is from RefSeq and is a predicted model, not a curated record. The coding region runs from base 1 to 2388 and encodes 795 amino acids. The transcript has a single exon. Gene Ontology annotation, molecular function: ATP binding; ribonucleoside-diphosphate reductase activity, thioredoxin disulfide as acceptor. Gene Ontology annotation, biological process: DNA replication; deoxyribonucleotide biosynthetic process. NCBI's taxonomy places the organism in Eukaryota, Euglenozoa, Kinetoplastea, Trypanosomatida, Trypanosomatidae.
AUGGCGGAAAGGGCAUUGAUGGUGCGGAAGCACAAUGGCGCCUUGCAGAAGUUUGAUGAAAAAAAGGUCUUUGCACGGAUCCAGCGCGUGUCUCAUGGGUUAGACUUGAGGUACGUCGAUGUUAAGGCGUUGACGGAUACAGUAGUAAGUGGCGUCCACGAUGAAAUCUCCACAACAGACCUGGACAAACUCGUUGCUGAGACCGCCGCCUAUGCGGUAACAAAGCACCCCGACUAUGGUAUAAUGGGUGGGCGCCUCUGUGUGACGGGGCUGCACAAAAAAACCAGGGCUUCCGUGCUGGAGACAUUUUCUAUCCUUCACGAUCAUAAAAUUCAUAGCACGGGCCGAUCAGCUUCUCUGGUAUCGGAGGAAGUGUGGGAAAUUGUUAAAAAGCACCAUGAACAGCUUCAGGACAUCAUCGACUAUGACCGAGACUUACGAUUUGAGUUUUUUGGUUUCAAAACACUCGAGCGGUCAUAUCUGCUGCGUGUGCAGAAAGGACAUGGUGAGAGUGAGGUUGUGGAGCGUCCGCAGCACAUGUUUUUACGUGUGGCUCUUGGCAUUCACGCUUGGGAUCUAGAGCGCGUCAAGGAGACGUAUGAUCAUAUGUCACUUGGAGACUUCACUCAUGCCACGCCAACGCUUUUUAACUCUGGAACGCCAUUCCCGCAAAUGAGUUCUUGCUUUCUUGUGGCCAUGCGUGAAGACAGUAUUGAGGGGAUCUAUGACACAUUAAAGCAGUGCGCCGUUAUCAGUAAGUCAGCUGGUGGGAUUGGCGUCCACGUGCACAAUAUCCGCUGCGCUGGAAGUUACAUUGCAGGGACAAAUGGCAUGUCUAACGGACUUGUGCCGAUGCUACGUGUUUGGAACAACACAGCGCGCUACGUAGACCAGGGGGGUGGCAAGCGUAAAGGUGCCUUCGCCAUCUACUUGGAGCCUUGGCAUGCUGAUAUCUUUAACUUUCUUCUUCUUAAGAAAAACACAGGGAAGGAGGACCAGCGUGCGCGAGAUUUGUUCUACGCUCUUUGGAUUCCUGACCUUUUUAUGGAGCGUGUAAGAAGUGGUGGGAUAUGGACGCUGAUGGAUCCGCACACGGCGCCAGGGCUGAGUGACUGCUAUGGGGAUGAGUUUAAGGAGUUGUACGAAAGAUACGAGAAGGAAAAUCGCGGUGUGAAGACCGUUCAGGCUCAGUCAGUGUGGUUUGCCAUCCUUGAGCUACAGAUAGAAACGGGUGUGCCUUUCAUGGUUUAUAAAGAUGCAUGUAACCGUAAAUCCAAUCAGAAGAAUGUUGGAGUCAUUAAGUGCUCAAACCUUUGUACAGAGAUUAUCGAGUAUACAUCAAAGGAUGAGGUUGCUGUGUGCAACCUCGCAUCCAUUGCUCUCCCGCGAUUUGUGGAUAAGGAGAAGAAAAGCUUCGAUCAUCAGCGAUUGUACCAAGUCACGAAGGUCGUUACGAAAAACCUCAAUCGUGUUAUUGAUCGUAACUACUAUCCCGUACCAGAGGCACGCCGAAGCAACGAGCUCAAUCGUCCGGUUGGAAUUGGUGUGCAGGGAAUGGCGGAUACAUUUAUCUUGCUGCGGCUACCUUUUACCUGCCAGAAGGCGAGGACUCUGAAUGAGGAUAUCUUUGAAACCAUUUACUACGGUGCUGUGGAGGCGAGCGUGGAACUCGCAGAAGCGGAGGGACCAUAUGCGCGGUUUGAAGGCAGUCCUGCAUCACAAGGACUGCUGCAGUUUGAUCUGUGGGAGGCAAAGCCACGAAGUGGCCGUUGGGAUUGGGAUGCACUGAAGCAACGGGUCAUGAAAAGUGGGAUGCGGAAUUCUCUGCUGUUGGCUCCAAUGCCAACUGCAUCCACAUCACAAAUUUUGGGGAACAAUGAGUGUUUUGAGCCCUUUACCUCAAAUAUAUACGUGCGUCGUGUGCUGAGCGGUGAGUUCCCAGUGGUUAACAAAUACCUUGUGAUGGAUCUCGUUGAGCGUGGACUCUGGGACGAAGAUAUGCGCAAUCAGAUUAUUGCCUACAAUGGCUCUGUGCAAAGCAUUAGGGGUAUCCCAAAUGAUCUAAAGGAUCUCUACCGUGUUGUAUGGGAGAUUCGGCAGAAGGACCUCAUUGAAAUGGCCGCGGACCGCGGCAAGUUUAUUGACCAGAGUCAGAGCCUGAACCUGUUUUUGGAAAAUCCAACCUCCAGCCAACUGACGUCCAUGCACUUUUUUGCGUGGGAUCGUGGCCUCAAGACGGGUAUGUACUACUUGCGGAGCAAACCGGCUGCGGAUGCAAUCAAGUUCACCAUUGAUCCAAACACCUUGAAGGAUAUAAGGGAGGAGAAUCAAAUACAGUCAUCCUCGGCAACACCGAAUAACGGAGGUUGCUUGAACUGUGGCUCGUGA